CAUUUUGACAUAGUACCUUGUGCUCGGUCACAUGACCGUUUUUUAUUAUUAUCUUUCAAAUGUCUUGUUAGGAUAAAGAUUGGGGCACGAUGGUCCUUUAUAUUUAUGUCUUGUGGCUAUGCACACACUCGUUCGUUGAAAAAGGACUUGUUCAAUGAAUAGUAUUGGAGAUCCUAUACUGUUUAGAUAUAUGACUAGAUUAAAGUAUGCAAGUGGGGGACUACCCUCACCUUACUGGUUUUUUGAGGUUUGAGUUGGGUCUAAACCCAGAUUGUUAGAUGAUAUCAUAAUCGAUCGUACUGAAAUUUGUUGGAUUUAUCAAGUCACCUGUUUUUGGUCACCUACUACGGUCAAUCUUGUAAAUUUCGUUCUCAGAAUUUCUGGUCUUGGUGGACUGGGUUGGAAUUCUUUCAUUGUAUGGCGCUAUGACCACGUCAAGGUAUAUAAAUGGAGAUCUUAUAAGUCAAUUUUUAAGGUGACCCAAUUUUUUUGGAUGGUGUAAGAAAAUUCUGUGCGGACUCUUUUACUGUCAACCCCAAUCUCAAAAUAAACCUUGCUGUUGUGUUGAAACUUAUAACUUACUCAUCUAUCUAGGUCGCCCAAUCAUUGUUGAUUUUUCCCCUGUAACGGAUUUUCGAGAAGCUACUUGUAGGCAGUAUGAGGAGAAUGUAUGCAAUCGGGGUGGCUACUGCAACUUCAUGCACCUGAAGAAGAUUAGCAGGGAUUUGAGAAGGAAAUUAUUUGGAAGGAAUAGGCGAUGGAAUGGCCGCAGUGGUAGCCGGAGCAGGAGCCCUCCAAGGAACCGUAACCAUGGGGAACAUUCACAUUCGGCCCGUAAUCCUAGUAGAAGAGAUUUUGAAAGGCCGCAUGGCCACCAUGGUAAGAGGCCUAGAAGCCGUAGUCCUCGGCAUAGAGGGGGAAAACGAAGUAGAAGUCCAGUGGGGAGGGAUGUCAGAGAAAGUAGUGCAGAAAGGAGAGCUAAGAUAGAGCAAUGGAACAGGGAGAAGGAGCAAGAGGAAACGGGUAACAAGAACAAUACGAAAAGCGAUGAUUAUCAAGAACGGAGUGAUGCACAGAAUGGCAGUGAAUCUGGUAACCAUCAGAUAUAGCAGCAACAACGUAGUUAUUUGGCUCAAGAUUUGGUAGUGUGGCAGGUAAUCUGUUUUGUGAUGUUUGCACCUACUUAGUGGAUUUAGUUGCCAUUGUUAUUCUAUUUUAAACUGUCAAUUUAGUGAUAUAACUUUGUAAUAUCCAUAGUAACAACAGUUCAAUUUUCUGCUUCAAUUGUAAUGUUCUGCAAAUGGAAGGGAGGAAGAAAUAUGGGAAAAGCGGCGAGUUUAACUUGUUGCAGGGAUGAAGCGAUACAUUUGAUAAAGUUCAGCUAUGAAUGUUUCAUAUUCUGUUA
This is a messenger RNA of Vigna umbellata (rice bean), 1405 nucleotides long. The record is from RefSeq and is a predicted model, not a curated record. NCBI's taxonomy places the organism in Eukaryota, Viridiplantae, Streptophyta, Magnoliopsida, Fabales, Fabaceae.